CUGAUGGAGAUGUCACAGUCCGAUCCGGUUACAGAAUGGAACUCAUCAGGUGGCCAAACAGGGCUCGAAGAGCCUAUGUGGCAGUUAGGGUUGGGAGGUGGGUCGGAAUCGUAUCCUGAACGGCCGGAUGAGGCUGAUUGUAUCUAUUAUUUGAAGACAGGGUUUUGUGGCUAUGGUUCUCGCUGUCGGUUUAACCAUCCUCGUGAUCGUGGUUCGGUUGCCGGAGUUAUGAGGUCUGCCGGAGGGGAAUACCCGGAACGAAUUGGACAACCCGUAUGUCAGUAUUAUAUGAGGACGGGAAUGUGCAAAUUUGGUGCUUCUUGCAAGUAUCAUCAUCCAAGACAGGGGAUCGGAUCAUCAAGCACAUUGGCACUUAAUAUGUCUGGAUACCCUCUUCGUCCUGGUGAAAAAGAGUGUUCAUACUACUUGAAAACAGGGCAGUGUAAGUUUGGGGUUACCUGUAAAUUUCAUCAUCCCCAGCCUACUGCCAUCAUUUCACCACCACCACCACCGCCUUUGGCACAGGCACAGACACCCGAAUCUUUGUCUAUGUCCUCUGCUAUAUACCCAACUUCUGUUGCCUCUUCUCAACAGUAUGGAGUCUUUUCCGGCAACUGGCCAGUUGCACGACCUUCUCUUCUUCCAGGAUCAUAUCUCCCAGGGACUUACGGUCCAGUGAUACUUCCACCAGGAAUGGUCCCAUUUCCAGGUUGGAAUCCUUAUCAGACACCUGUUAGUCCAGUAGCAUCUCCUAAUACUGUUGGAGGAGGUCCGCUUUAUGCAAUAAAUCCUCAUUUAUCUCCUCCAAUGUCUUCUUAUACUGGAUCUUAUCUUUCUAUGCCAUCUUCUACUGGUCCUAGUAAAAAAGAACAUGCUUUUCCGGAAAGGCCUGGUGAACCUGAAUGUCAAUAUUUCUUGAAGACAGGGGAUUGCAGAUUUGGUUCCUCGUGUAGAUACCAUCAUCCACAAGAAUGGAAUGUACCAAGGACAAACUUUGUGCUUAGCCCUAUGGGCCUUCCCCUCCGUCCAGGUGCACCUCUGUGUUCACAUUAUGCUCAAAAAGGGGUGUGCAAGUUUGGGCCGUCAUGCAGAUUUGAUCACCCAAUGGGAACCUUAAGUUACAGCCCAUCUGAGUCUUCACUAGCAGACAUGCCAGUUGCACCAUAUCCUGUUGGAUCUUCCAUUGGCACUCUAGCUCCAUCAUCAUCUUCAUCGGAUUUGAGGGUGCAGCAGGAGGAGGUUAUUUCUGCUGCAACCAACAAGGAGGAUGGUCUGUCAAUGACGAGUAUGCCGAGCGCUUCAGUUGGAUCAAGUUUAUCCCAGAGCAUGCCACUUAGUGGCAGCAGCACGUAGCGAGCGGGUGGUACCGAUUCCCUAACAUGCCAUCUUUUUUUUUGGUUUUGUGGCAAGUCCUCAGUUGAUGGUUGCAUCUAUACCUUAUAUUUACAUGGCCAACAUUUUGAAUAAGCCAAAACAGCCUAGGACCCUUUCACCCAAAUUAGCUUUUGAAUAACCAGAAGGAAAAAAAACGUCAUGCCUGUGUCUGUUUAUGAUAUGAUGUUGUAUAGGAACAAAAAAGGAUUUCUUUGUCCAUCUUGUGUUGUGCUUCCUACUUAUACUCAUGUGGAAGAAGGUUUUUUAUCUGUGAAUUUUUGAUUUGUGACUUCGGAAAUGGAUUUAUUUG
This is a messenger RNA of Cynara cardunculus var. scolymus (artichoke), 1684 nucleotides long. Its product is annotated as zinc finger CCCH domain-containing protein 34. The transcript has 7 exons. The record is from RefSeq and is a predicted model, not a curated record. The coding region runs from base 4 to 1353 and encodes 449 amino acids. Gene Ontology annotation, molecular function: metal ion binding; mRNA binding. NCBI's taxonomy places the organism in Eukaryota, Viridiplantae, Streptophyta, Magnoliopsida, Asterales, Asteraceae.